AUGCCUUUAAAGGAUGGAUCCUGGAGGAUUGCGUCACCAGGGCAGAAAGUUCCUUGGCUGUGGAAGUUUUCUAGUCGAUUUGCCGUGAGAACUGUGGGCCUUUGUAGCAAACUUUGGUUAGAAUGGCUGAACACAGUCAAGGUUCAUAAUAAGGAGGUUUUGCACAACUUAGUAGAGAACAGGCCAAAUGACAGAGGACUUCUGACUGUCAGUAAUCACAGUAGCUGCGUGGAUGAUCCACUUGUCUGGGGAACUUUAAAGACAAGGCACCUGUUGAACUUUGACCUAAUGCGCUGGUCGUCUGCAGCAGAAGACAUUUGCUUUAUAAAGCCCUGGCAUGCAGUAUUCUUCUCCCUGGGGAAGGUGUUUCCUCUGGUAAGGGGAGACGGUGUUUACCAGAAGGGCAUGGAUUUCUCUGUAGAACAGCUGGAUCUUGGUAAAUGGGUCCACUUUUUCCCAGAAGGCAAAGUCAAUGUAACUCAAGAAUUUUUGAGGCUGAAAUGGGGAGUAGGAAGAGUUAUUGCUGAUUGCAAGAAAACUCCCCUGGUUCUUCCAAUGUGGCAUGUAGGCAUGGAUCAAAUUCUGCCAAACUGCAAACCAUACAUUCCUCAGAUAAGAAAGCAUGUGACAGUACUUAUAGGAAAACCCUUAGACUUGACUACAGAUGUGGAGAAAUUAAAGUCAUCAAACAAAUCUGCUCAGGAGAUAAGAAAAUGUUUGACUGAUAAGAUACAAGAAGAGAUGCAAACAAUGAAAACUGUUGCUGAAUCACUACAUCAAGAAUGGAAGUCCUCCUGA
Messenger RNA from Candidula unifasciata, 798 nucleotides. The record is from the annotation of a GenBank genome assembly. Lineage: Eukaryota; Metazoa; Mollusca; Gastropoda; Stylommatophora; Geomitridae.